Molecule: messenger RNA, 1801 nt
Organism: Colletotrichum phormii
Lineage: Eukaryota; Fungi; Ascomycota; Sordariomycetes; Glomerellales; Glomerellaceae
Product: aminotransferase class-V
Exons: 2
Coding region: 218-1708 (496 amino acids)
Source: RefSeq, a predicted model, not a curated record
UCUUAGCCGCUUGGGCUGGCCGAACCCCCGGGUCCACGGCCGAUGCAACCCUGUCUGAUAUCUGGUACCCUGGAAGGAGUACUAGUGGAGAAGGUUCUCAGCAGGAUAAGGAUGCAUACCAAAGAGAUGGUUGUCCAACAUAGUUCGGACGAUCGGAUUCGGAUAUGGGUUUAUCUGGAAGGUGCUGCCACUCUUUUUCUCCUUCCUUCUCGUGAAGAUGGAAAAUAUUCUCGACAGCCACCCCGAGUAUGUAUCGACUUCGCGAUUAGAUGAUCUGCGCGCCACCGAGUAUGGCUACCUCGACGAGCAAGACCACGUCUACCUCGACUUCACAGGCGCAGGACUUGCCGCGAGAUCGCAAAUUCGAGCCCACGAGACCCGACUCCAGCAAACCCUCUGCGGCAACCCGCAUUCCAUCAACCCGACAAGUCAAUCCGCCACUCAUCUGGUCGAGCAGGCAAGAGCCCGCGUCCUCUCGUACCUCAAUGCCUCUCCGGAUGAGUACACGGCGAUAUUCACCCCAAACGCAACAGGCGCCGCGAGACUCGUUGCAGAAUCAUAUCCCUUCAAGAGACGAACCAGACUAGUCCUCACAUCCGACAACCACAACUCCAUCAACGGUCUCCGAGAAUUCGCACGCCGAAAAAACACACGAACCACUUACGUUCCAGUCCGCGCUCCGGGGCUGAGGAUAGACCCGUCUGACCUCAUGUCAGCACUAAAACCUCGCAGAGGUGGCUUAUUCGGCUCAGCUGCAAAACUAGCUCCCCCACGCAGCAACAACGACGACCAAAAAUCCAAACAGAGAGGUCUAUUUGCAUACCCUGCCCAAAGCAACUUCAGCGGCGUCCGUCAUCCGUUGUCGUGGAUCAGCGUUGCGCAGAAGCAGGGGUAUGACGUGCUCCUCGAUGCGGCGGCCUACCUGCCGACCUCCAGGCUCGAUCUAUCCGCAUCAUCCGGCGUUCAACCGGAAUUCGUCAUUGCGAGCUGGUACAAGCUGUUUGGGUAUCCGACCGGCGUCGGCUGUUUGAUUGUUCGACGCGAUGCGCUGGCAAGGCUCGCAACCUCGAGGCCUUGGUUUUCGGGUGGAACCAUCACAGCGGUAUCAGUGGGGAUUCCGUGGCAUGUCAUGGCGCCGGACGAGGCUGCCUUCGAAGAUGGGACCGUCAACUUCUUGUCGAUACCAGAUGUUGCUGUUGGGCUGGAUUGGCUGGAGGGCAUCGGCAUGCCGUUAAUCGAUACUAGGGUCAGGUGUCUUACCGGCUGGUGCCUCGAUCGUUUACGGAAUCUCGAACACAGUGACGGGUCGCCCAUGGUCAGGUUCUACGGGCCGACGGAUAUGAAGUUGAGGGGUGGAACGAUCUGCUUCAACUUCCUGGACAUAGGUGGAAGGGUCGUUGACGAAAGACUGGUUGCCAGAGAGGCCUCUGUCGAAAACAUAUCACUGCGAACGGGCUGUUUCUGUAACCCUGGUGCUGGCGAAGCUGCCUUUGGUCUGGACAAAAGGGCUUUGUUAUCGCUUACUACCAUCCGGGGCGACUCUCUUGACUACCAUAUCAGGCUUUCAGCACCUGUAGGUGCAGUGCGGAUCUCGUUUGGGUUCAUGACGACCGCAAAGGACGUGGAUCGAUUGCUGGAAUUUGUCAAAAGGAGAUACACAGAUAGGCUGACGACUGCUAAUGGUCUUCCGCCAUAUGAACAUUGCUGAACAUAACUCCUACCCAAAUUAAACAUAUUUUGUUCAAUGACAAAUUCACCCACUGACAUACAAUUGAUCACUUAACAAGAUGCAUGUAGUCAA